UCUACACCCGCUUCGAUAUUCUGCAAGACAGGAACAACAUAGUGGCUUGACGAGACACCUGACCUCGAUGCUCUGGCGAGAGUCCUUGUCGCGGUGGGCCGGAUCUUCAAAAGCCGAGUGCAAUGCUCUGCGCGCCACAGAUUCAUUGGAAUCAAAGCAUUUGAUCAGAAGCACGUCUUGCGGCGUCAUGCGAUACUUGUAGUGCCACUGAUGAUCUGGGUUAUGUCGGACGACCCAUUGCUCCCCGUGAAAGUCAUCUUCGACCAUCACGGCGCUGACCAAGUCUCUGUCCGGUACUGAUCCUGCAUCUGCCACUCCGAUGGGGUCUUUGAGAAUCGUUUCGAUGGGUCGCCAUACGUUUAUGAUCUGAUACCUUCUCUUCACUAUUUCAUCUGCCUCCUCGGGAAACUCCCACCUCAUCCUCAGUUCUCCUCCACGAUACGAUUGGUCGACGUGCGUUUUCGUUACCGGGCCGCGGUUCGCGAGGUUCUUUAAGCCAAGAUGAUGCCAUUGUGUAGGUCCUCUGCGCACUUUGUGAUUGAAGAUGCGGACGCGGGAAGCUCCAGUGGCAUUUUUCAAGAGGUCUUCGCAUUCCUUGUAGUAGGCUGUGCGAAUUGCUUGGUCGUCGGUGAAAAGUUUCUCCUGACUUUGGUGUACAUAGUAUUGAAAUCCGUGUCUAUCCAGAGUAUAAGUGUCUUCUGCGCCAGUGAUGUCGUUGACUAA
Messenger RNA from Periconia digitata, 723 nucleotides. The record is from the annotation of a GenBank genome assembly. NCBI's taxonomy places the organism in Eukaryota, Fungi, Ascomycota, Dothideomycetes, Pleosporales, Periconiaceae.